AAUAUCACGCCGUGAACGUGUUUUAACCAAUAAGAAAGCUGGAGUUGUGACGCAAGCGCGUGAAUCGUCGCUUGCAGCGGUACUCCACUGGAACGUAAAAUGGCGAGUGAACAAAAUCCCCUGGGGCGGUCGUUCAGUAGGCUGAACAUUGAGAAUUUCCGACAAGAUAUAUAUUCGGGUCAGUCUCUGCUUGAUUCACAUAGUGAGGAAACGUCUAGAAGAGAAACAUCAACCAACUCCGGUAAAAGUAAUCAAACAGAUUUGUCUAUAAUGCUACACAUUAUGGAGAAUAUACCGACCAGAUACGACAUCAAUAGGAAUCCACCGAGAUCCAGUCGGAGUAACAAAGAUAAGCUGACGUGUUCUCAGCAAUCGGUACUCAGUGCUAUCGACCGUUUUGUGAAAGCCGUUAACAACAUGGACGCUACAGUUCUGAUCCCGUCCAGGUUACGAGACAUCGACAUCCACGGGAGUAAGCUGAAUCGCGUGCUUCCUCCCGGAUUGUCUCACACGGAUCUUUACAGUUUCUACAACAUGUUGAAAGACGUAAAGAACGAGCUGUUAUGGGGACCGUCGUCGUCCACUACCACCUCUCUUUUACCGAUAAGCUACCUGACCGCACCUAGAAACAUCUCGCAGUUAAGACAGACAUCGGACGACGGAUUAGGAAGCAGCGGAUCGACAUCGGAUCCAGAAACCGAUAGUGACUUUGAAAGCGUGAUUACGGAUCGGGGUGAAUGUAUGGACGAGCAAACAUCGCAUUUAGCUACAGCCUUCCGGCAUCACUUGCAAGGACUACACGCCAUUUUGCAUCAGCUUGCAGAUUCGGCAGAUUAUUUAACGGCCCGAUAUCAAGAAGAUAUAGAAGCCGUUUGUUCAGGUUUUUAAUUAAGUUGUGACAUUCCUAUCGGGAAAAUUUUUUAUUAAUUAGGAACUAUUUAGUAAACUAAAGAAGUGUACUAUCUAAUCAUUAUUUUAUUAUUAUAAUUAUUAUUAUUAUUAUAUUAUUAUUUUUUUAUCGAAUACGUUGCCUCUUGAUAAUGAUGUUAGGAAUGAUUGACUUUAAACAACUUAAAACUGCAUAGAAUUAAUUUUUUUUUAUAUAAUAGUAAUCAGUUAAGUUACAGUAAAAUGUUUGCCAUUUAAACGACCAAACUAUAUAAUAAUCAUUUUAUAUGUGUAGUCAGUAUAACCGAUAUUUUUAUCAUUUAUAACCUCUUAAUAUUCACAACCAUUUGAAAAGUUUGUAUCGCCUACUGUGAUAAAACAAUUUUUUUAACAGAUUUUUAAAACUGUGACCUGCAGGAACUUUUUUAUUAUGAAGAAAUAUGGGACAAAAUUAAUGGCCUAAAGAAAUUAAAUGCAAAAAUAGUAGGACCGUAAAAGAUAAUGAAAAUUCGUUUUUCUUUUUUUUUCUCUCUACCGGAUAAAAUUUACAUUGUUUUAAUUGUUGGAAUUAUUUUAUCCCGUGUGUCGAAAUAAACAAAUUGACAUCCAUUUUGUGCAGAGGUAAAUUUGUUAGCGUAAAUGGCCUAUAUUAUGGCCGUACGUGUCUGCCGUUGGUAGAGGUAGCCGAGACGGGUUGGCAAAUAUGCAUUGUUAGUUUAAAAAACGAUACCUAGGGUGAACGGAAAAGAUUGACGAUGUAUCGGUGUAAAUACUGUAUAUAAAGCAUAUAUAUCUUACAAUGUUCUAACAAAAAAAUUGAUUAAAAGUGAAGCAGAUGUUUAUUGGCUAUUAAGAUUGUAUGUAAAGUUGUGCCUUCAAUUAAAACUUGUUUUGUAUUUAAAAA
Centruroides sculpturatus (bark scorpion) is the source of this 1792-nucleotide messenger RNA. Its product is annotated as mid1-interacting protein 1A-like. Lineage: Eukaryota; Metazoa; Arthropoda; Arachnida; Scorpiones; Buthidae. Gene Ontology annotation, biological process: regulation of lipid biosynthetic process. Gene Ontology annotation, cellular component: cytosol. The record is from RefSeq and is a predicted model, not a curated record. The coding region runs from base 100 to 888 and encodes 262 amino acids. The transcript has a single exon.